AUGUACAAACAGCCCAACCACUCGUACGCGUCCACCGACUCGUUGAGAAGAUUGUCUUCCAACAACCCGUUCAGACAGCACCAGGCGCAGGCCAGCUACGAGCCACCCAAGCUCUCCAACCUCUCCAGCUUGUCGUUGCACUCGGGCGAAAGACCCUCCAGUUUUGGCGACUGGGUAGAGAAGAACAAACAGCUCCUCGACAACUCAUCCGACGAAGAACAGCCAUUCAGACCGGUCAAUAUGGGAUUAAAGUACAGUCCUCUGAGUAGGGAGGACCUCGGCAAGCCUGUGUUUCCUCCCAAGCCCCACAGGGCCGACAGUGACAGCAGUGUCAACUACCAUAACGUAAGAAUGUCCUCCAACAAUCCAUUCGCAGCUGCUCUCAACGAGCCUGACUCCUACGUCCACCACCGUGACCCUCCUCCCCCUCCAAGAUCAUCCAGUCAAGGUGGCACACCACCAGCGCGUCCUCCCAAGCCAGACGCCCUUGCCCCACCUUCUUAUGAAGAAGCAGCCGGUCCUGACGCUGCCAGAAGAGACUACCCCAGAGAAAAGGCGUCCUCGUCGUCCUCGUCUUCCAGACAACGCCGUUCCCACUCACACUCCGAAGCAUCCAGACCUCACCGCAGUUCCAGAGAAAAGGGGUCGUCUUCCAGACACCGCAGCGGACACAAGUCGUCUAAGAACAAGUCUCCCAAGAAGCCAGAGCCCGUCAAGGCCAAGAACUUGGACACCAUCGACAAGCUUGACGUGACUGGAUUCUUUGGAGGUGGUUUCCACCACGACGGACCCUUUGAUGCAUGCACCCCGCACAGAAACAAGAAUGUCAAAAGUGCCCCAGUCAAGGCGUUCCCUCCUGAUGGGCCAAACAGCAGUAUCAAGGGCUACGGUGGUACAGACAAGAACCAACAGAUCAACUUGGCCUUUGGGCAAUUCGAAGAUCAGAACGAAAUAGUCGGCAGAAAGACCUCCAUAAAGUACAAGCCAAAGGAUACCACUGUCACGAAGACAUACGAAACCGAGGAGCCACCACAGAUCCGUACUCCUGCCGACAUCUCAUCCAAUCCAUCCAUUGUCAACUUUGCGUCCAACCUCAAGGCUGAGCCCGUCCAUGGUUCUACCACAGCAGGAUUGGGAUCAUCCACAUUCAUUGAUGGUGCCCCAGCACCCAAAUCCAGUGAAACUGAGUACUUGAACGUUUCCAAUGGCGGAUUGGGCAGAAAGAAGUCGUUGGUGCAAAGAUUGCGUAAGAAUAGUCAUAGCGAAAACAGCACUAGGCGAAACUCUAAUGACAGUUCCUUGACCUCCCCCGAACCAACCAGAAGGGGAUCUUUGAACAAUGUGGAAUCUUCAGACGAGCUCACUCCUCCUAGCGGUGGAGCUGGAUCUUCCUUGUUAAGAAGAGUUAAGAGUUUGAAGGUCAGAAGGUAA
This is a messenger RNA of Suhomyces tanzawaensis NRRL Y-17324, 1431 nucleotides long. RefSeq lists its product as uncharacterized. Bases 1 to 1431 code for a protein of 476 amino acids. NCBI's taxonomy places the organism in Eukaryota, Fungi, Ascomycota, Pichiomycetes, Serinales, Debaryomycetaceae. Gene Ontology annotation, cellular component: cytoplasm. The transcript has 2 exons. The record is from RefSeq and is a predicted model, not a curated record.